Molecule: messenger RNA, 150 nt
Organism: Ambispora gerdemannii
Lineage: Eukaryota; Fungi; Glomeromycota; Glomeromycetes; Archaeosporales; Ambisporaceae
Source: the annotation of a GenBank genome assembly
AUGAAAGAAGGAUGCUUUUCACCUCAAAAAGAAGUCACAAUAGCAAUCGGAACAAGAGCAAGACCAGAUCUUAAAGGGCCAAAUCGUCGGCAACCUACUUUUUUGGCUUUGUUUGAAGCGGAAAGACUAAUGACAGUUUACUUGGAAUGA